Phycodurus eques (leafy seadragon) is the source of this 1437-nucleotide messenger RNA. RefSeq names its product trichohyalin-like. The transcript has a single exon. Lineage: Eukaryota; Metazoa; Chordata; Actinopteri; Syngnathiformes; Syngnathidae. The annotation marks the transcript as partial. The record is from RefSeq and is a predicted model, not a curated record.
GAGAAGAGAGAAGAGAGAAAGAAGAGAAGAAGAGAGAAGAAGAGAAGAGAGAAAGAAGAAGAGAGAGAAGAGAAGAGAAGAAGAGAAGAAGAAAGAGAAAGAAGAAGAGAAGAAAGAGAAGAGAAGAGAAGAGAGAGAGAAGAGAAGAAGAGAAGAGAAAGAGAGAAGAGAAAGAAGAGAAAGAGAGAAGAAAGAGAGAAGAGAAGAAGAGAAGAAAGAAGAGAGAAGAGAGAAGAAGAAGAAGAGAAGAGAAGAGAAGAGAGAAAGAGAGAGAAGAAGAAAGAGAGAGAAAGAAGAGAAGAGAAGAAGAAAGAAGAAGAGAAGAAGAGAAGAGAAGAGAAGAAAGAGAGAGAAGAGAGAAGAAAGAGAGAAGAAGAGAGAGAAAGAGAAAGAGAGGAGAAAGAGAGAAGAAGAGAAGAGAAGAGAAGAGAAAGAGAAAGAAGAGAAGAAGAGAGAAGAGAAGAGAGAAGAGAGAAGAAGAAAGAGAGAAGAGAAGAGAAGAGAAGAGAGAGAGAAGAAAGAAGAGAGAAGAGAAAGAGAAGAGAAGAGAAGAAGAGAAGAGAGAGAAGAGAGAAGAAAGAAGAGAAGAGAAGAAGAGAAGAGAGAAGAAGAGAGGAAGAAGAAGAAGAGAGAGAAAGAGAAGAGAAGAGAAGAAGAGAGAGAAGAAGAGAGAAAGGAGAAGAAGAGAGAAGAGAAGAGAGAGAAGAGAGAGAAAGAGAGAAGAGAAAGAAGAGAAGAGAGAGAAGAGAGAAGAGAGAGAGAAGAGAAGAGAGAAGAGAGAAGAGAGAAGAGAAGAAGAGAGAAGAAGAGAAAGAGAGAGAGAAGAAAAGAGAGAAGAGAGAAGAAGAGAAAGAAGAGAGAAGAGAAGGAGAGAAAGAAGAGAAGAAGAGAAAGAGAGAGAAGAAGAAGAGAGAAGAGAAGAGAGAAAGAGAGAGAGAAGAAGAGAGAGAAGAGAAAGAAGAGAGAAGAAGAAGAGAAGAGAAGAGAGAAGAAGAAAGAGAGAAAGAGAGAAGAGAGAGAAGAGAGAAGAAGAAAGAGAGAAAGAGAAGAAGAGAAGAGAAGAAGAGAAAGAGAGAAGAGAGAAGAGAGAAGAGAGAGAGAAAGAAGAAGAGAAGAGAGAGAGAGAAGAGAAAGAGAGAAGAGAGAAAGAAGAGAAGAGAGAGAAAGAGAAGAAGAGAGAAGAGAAGAAAGAAGAGAAGAAGAGAAGAGAAAGAGAGAGAGAAGAGAAGAGAAGAAGAGAGAGAAGAGAGAAGAAAGAGAGAGAAGAGAAGAGAAGAGAAGAGAAGAAAGAGAGAAGAGAAGAGAAGAGAGAGAAAGAAGAAGGAGAGAAGAGAAAGAGAAGAGAAGAGAAGAGAAGAAAGAGAAGAGAAGAGAGAAGAGAGAAGAGAAGAAGAGAAGAAGAGAGAAGAAAGAGAAGAGAGAGAGAAGAAGAGAGAG